AUGUUUAAAAAUAUUUUAACAAAUUCAUUAUCCAAGCAGAUAUUAAGAACUAAUCAUUCAAGGAUAAUAUCAACCAACCAAAUUUCUUUCAUAUAUAGAUCAUUCUCAAUAUAUCAACCUGUAUGGCAUGGUCAUUUAAAGACUCCCAAGCCAGGUGAAGAAUUAAAAGUUACAUUUAUUGAAAAAGAUGGUAAUCAAAAGACAUUCGAUGUAGCUGAAGGUGAAACGUUAUUAGAUAUUGCACAAGGUCAUAAUCUUGAUAUGGAAGGUGCUUGUGGCGGUUCAUGUGCUUGUUCUACAUGUCACGUAAUAGUGGAUCCUGAUUAUUAUGACGCUAUUCCUGAGCCGGAAGAUGAUGAAAAUGAUAUGUUAGAUUUAGCUUACGGUUUAACAGAAACAAGUAGAUUAGGCUGCCAAGUUAAAAUGAAGAAAGAUAUCGAUGGAAUUAGAGUAGCUUUACCACAAAUGACAAGAAAUGUAAGUUCUAAUGAUUUGAAAUAG
Maudiozyma saulgeensis is the source of this 501-nucleotide messenger RNA. The record is from the annotation of a GenBank genome assembly. Lineage: Eukaryota; Fungi; Ascomycota; Saccharomycetes; Saccharomycetales; Saccharomycetaceae.